AUGGCCACAUUGCCAAAGCACAUGCAGCCCGUGGAUCCGGCCAGCUAUCCCAACUACAAGCCAGGACCAUCUGGUGUGCCCAUGAUGCCUCAAGUGGUGGGCGACUGGGCAACCCCUGUACCAGGAAGUUACAAGGCCUGCUUGACCAUGGUGGGUCCUGAUGUGGAGACUGGCAGUGAAGUGGGCAAGCCUUGGGACCCCCUUGGCUUCAGCAAGCUCUAUGACCGCAAUUUUGACUUCAACGACAACAUGACAUACCCACAUGUGCAGUGGCUUCGGGAAUCCGAGCUCAAGCAUGGCAGAUGCGCAAUGCUAGCAAUUGUCGGAAUCUUUGCACAACAGUCAUUCCACAUUGAUGGAUACCCAGAGGCACCAUGGUACGAGGCCUUGCAGAAGUGCUAUGACAAUCCCCAGGGCAUUGUGGGCUUUGGCAUUGCCCAAAUCUCCGCCUUUGCCAUGGUGAUUGAGGGCAAGUUCUUCCCCAACGAUGCCUGGAUUGGCCAGAUGGACCGUGAACCUGGUGAUCUUGGUUUUGAUCCUUUGAAGCUUGCUAAGGAUGAGGCAACCAUGAAGAGCAUGCAGCUCAAGGAGUUGAAGAACGGCCGACUGGCCAUGAUGGCCUUCUUGUCCAUGUUCCUUGGCCACUUCAAUGCUGGCAGCGUGCCUGGAGUCUCCGCCUUGCCCCGGGAGUCGGGCAAGGCACAGGGCGCCGCCUUCUGUGGUGCUACCCCUGCCAGCUCUGAGGUGGGGAUGUCCAAGACGGCCGCUCGAUAUACGACUCAAACCAUUCUCCCUUCCUUGGCCUGGAUCAAGACCGGAGUGAGGGCCUCUGAACUGCAGCCCACUGAGUUGAAGGCAUUGACCUUGGCGGGGAAUGAUGUGUUGAUUGGCAAGACUGAGGCUGGUGCUCUCUUCUGUGUUGGCAACUUGUGCCCUCACAUUGGCACCCCGAUGAGUGAGGGUGCGGAUGUCAUUGGUGAUGUGAUUGUGUGCCCCUUGCAUGGCUCUUCCUUCAAGGUGACCACUGGGGAGCUUAUCGACUGGUGUGUUUCCCCACCCAUCAUCGGACCCUUGACCGGCUUAAUCGUUGACAAGAAGAACCUCUUGAUCUUCGAGUGCCGCCAGGGUGGCUUCUUGGGAUCAGGGGAAGUGGAGGUCUUAGUGGACACCAACGCGAAGAAGGCCUAUGAGGCAAACUACUGGAAGGGCUUGCUAGAUGCCCAGGGCAAGGAUGAUGGCACUUACUACUGA
Messenger RNA from Durusdinium trenchii, 1251 nucleotides. Lineage: Eukaryota; Dinophyceae; Suessiales; Symbiodiniaceae. The record is from the annotation of a GenBank genome assembly.